Molecule: messenger RNA, 1884 nt
Organism: Bacillus rossius redtenbacheri
Lineage: Eukaryota; Metazoa; Arthropoda; Insecta; Phasmatodea; Bacillidae
Product: trypsin-3-like
Exons: 12
Coding region: 10-1446 (478 amino acids)
Biological process (GO): proteolysis
Molecular function (GO): serine-type endopeptidase activity
Source: RefSeq, a predicted model, not a curated record
ACAGACGGCAUGGGCCACUGCAAUCCCAAGGGAACUAACAUGGAGAAGCAAGUUAUUUUCCUACUUUUGACAACGUCCUUCGCGUGUGGGAAAGCAAGUACUCUGGAUGACAGAAUUAUAGGAGGAACGAAUGCUACAAUAGAAGAAUUUCCUUACCAGGCGUCCCUGCAGGUGAGGAACGCCUCGGGGGAGGCGCCGCUAUACAAGCACCUCUGCGGCGCCGCCGUCAUCGGCCGCAACUGGCUCGUCUCAGCGGCGCACUGCAUCCAGAGUCGGUACGCCUCCAAGCUGGUGGUCAGAGCCGGGACUACGAACAGGUACGAAGGAGGGUCGCUGCAUCACGUCGUGAACGUAAUCAAACAUCCGGACUACGACGUGGAAAUUGACUACGACUGCGACAUCUCUCUGCUGAAGGUGAAAGAACCAUUCGUGUACAGUACCAGAAUUCAGCCGAUACUUCUGCCCGAAGCGGAUUCCGACGUGGCCUGCGGUACGUUGGCGACAGUGGCCGGCUGGGGAAAUUCUGAGUUGCAGGAGGGCGACGCGGCGCGCGACCGGCUGAGGCAGGUGUCCGUGCCGGUGGUGAGCGAGGCCGAGUGCCGCGCCGUGUACGGAGAGGACUUCGUCACGGACAACAUGCUGUGCGCCGGCUGCGAGUGGGGCGGCAAGGACGCCUGCCUGGUACCCGCGCGGACCCCCGGGGCCGAAGAGCACGAGGACCUAAUUCGAGAGCUCGACGGCCGAAUAGUGGGAGGGACGCCUGCGACUAUAGAGGAGUACCCCUACCACGUGUCCCUCCAGGUGUCGUACCUGGGCGGAGCGCUGCUGUCGCACCUGUGCGGCGGCUCGCUCAUCGCCGAGUCGUGGGUGCUGACCGCUGCGCACUGCACCGUCAAUUACGCCCCGUCGUCUCUGGCGGUGCGGGCCGGCACGGCGAGCCGCUACACUGGAGGCGUCCUCCGUCGGGCGGCGGCCAUCUUGGAACACCCGCGCUACGGCGUGGGCGCCACCUACAACAAUGACGUGUCGCUGAUCAGGGUGGACAGCCCCUUCCAGCUGGCCCCAGGCAUCCAGCCCGCGCGCCUGGCCGAGGAGGGCGCAGUGAUCGCCGAGGGCUCCUACACCAGCGUGGCCGGCUGGGGGGCGACCGCGUCCGGCGCCCCGGGAGUGGACGACCUCCUUCACGUCCAAGUGCCCGUGGUGUCCAGAGAGGUGUGUCGGGCGUCGUACGGGGCGCGCGCAAUCUCCGACAGCAUGCUGUGCGCCGGGUACCUGUCCGGCGACAAGGACUCCUGCCAGGGCGACUCCGGGGGCGGCCUGACACAGGACGGCGUGCUGGUGGGGGUAGUGUCCUGGGGCCGCGGCUGUGCGCUGCCCGGCUACCCGGGGGUCUACGCCCGCGUGGCGGCCCUGCGCGGCUGGCUGACCCGCGUCUCCGGGGUGUAGGCCCCCCGGACCCCUCGCCCCGUCAACACGUCGCUGUCAACUAACCACACCGAUAGAAAGUUUUGUUUGCCUCUACCAAAUAUUUGUUCGUAUACGGCGAGACAAAUGCAUUUUACUAAUUCAAAACAAACAUUUUGCAGUAGGAAAGAUUCUGUUGACCCAACAAAAUGAUUUUGUCGACUCAAAUGUGUAUUUGGUUAGGCGUAACAAAUCAUUUUUGUUACUCGCCGAGUUUGGUUAAGCUAACAAAAUAUUUCGUUCCACCAAGUAAAUAUUUGUUUCGCCAUAUAUAAACAAAUAUUUGUUUGAUUCAAACAAACCUUUUUUCUCUGUGCACCUUGCAAAUAAACCACCUUGCGGCACGUAUCGACACACUUGUCUUUUUUUUAUUUGUAAUGUGCACUUUGCAAAUAAACCACCUUGCGGCACGUAUCGACA